AUGGAACCAGGAGAAGAAAAAGACGCACAAAUUCUAAACAUUAGAAAAAGUAAAUUGUUCCUACAAGCAAUUCAAGACACUGAGACAAACUUCGCUCUCCCAGACGACGACACCGGACUAACCUAUUUACUGGGGGACAAAAAAUACACAUACGAUGACAAUACGCCCGAUCGAGCUCCAUACUUUCCACGAAACAUACGCCAACGUGAGAAACGUAAUGUAUAUAAUUGGGAUGUCCAAAAAACUGGAUUGUAUAUCGAUCGUAUACUUCUGUUUCUUGAGGAAUUUUAUUAUUUGGUGGGAGAUGAACAAGGAAAAGAAGGGGGAGGUCGUAGUCUUCAACAAAUAAUUGAUCGAGAUAUACAGAAAAGAUGUGAACUUGAGAGUAAAAUUGAAAGUGAUAAUGAUGAAGCUUUAUCGUUAUUGUUGGAUGACACCGAGAAAUAUUUGCAUGGAUUUCGAUAUUUAUAUGAUCUUGAAAGAAAGAAAUCAAAACAACCCGAUUUAGUUUUCACAAAUGGAUACGGGAUAUUUGUAAUUGUUGAAAGGCAGAAAAGAACACCGAAAAAGGGUAUCACGAUUAACAAAAAAUGGCAAAAGAAGAAAAAAGAUUUCUGUGAACAUAAUCGCGAUAAUAAUAUUGUCGCAGUACUUGGAGCAGCUUUUAUUGCUACGACCACUGCUUCCGUUAUUGAUGGUGAGUCGUCUGGUGAAGAUGGAGAUGUUGGUGACGGUGAUAAUGGAACAAGGAUUUUAUUUCUGUUAACGGACGAGAGAAUCGCCACGGGCGUUGCUAAAAUUUCUAAUGGCCGUGGGGAGAGGCUAAAUGAAGCACUUGAAGAUAAUUCUCAUGAUAAAAUCCUUGAGAGUGAACCUUUCAAUUUUUCAACAUCAGCCUCAUCAACAGAUGUCGAUGUAGGAAACAGUCGCGAACCUGAAGAGCAGACCUCUAUAGAAAAUCACACAAAAACAAGUUCAAUUAUACGAGACUUCAUUGAGCUGUUGGCAUGGGUAUUGUUGUAUAACGUGUUGUCUAGAGAAUGGUUUCUUGUUAUCCUGGGUAUUGGAUAUAUUUUUAAUUUGUGA
Molecule: messenger RNA, 1086 nt
Organism: Ambispora gerdemannii
Lineage: Eukaryota; Fungi; Glomeromycota; Glomeromycetes; Archaeosporales; Ambisporaceae
Source: the annotation of a GenBank genome assembly